AUGAAGAUUGGCGAAUUCUGCAACGCGAUCGGCGUCUCCAACAAGUCCUACAACGGCUUCAUGAGCCAGAGCGGCACCCACAAAGGCUCCGGCUCCGCCGCCUACAAUGCCGCCUGGAAAUUCUUCAAGAAGCGAGAGCUGAAAGGCAUUCCUCCGCCCAAGAAGAAGCGCACCACAGCGCGUGCCACCACGGUUGCCGCCGCCACUGCGUCCCACGAUGUCGCUUCUGUAACCGUACCAGGCGAAGAGACCGACUCUGUUGAGAUAUACGAUACCUGCGACGAAAUCCGCCGCAAAAUCAACCUUCACCUCAAAAAAGAUGGUGUUACCCAAGCCGGCUUCCUGCGCGACCUCAUGGCGCAGUACCACACGUCCGACCGCAAGAUCCAGUCCAAGCAACUCACCGACUUCCGCAGCAAGAAGGGCGCGGACCGCGGCAACACGAGCUGCGUCUACUACGCGAGCUACGUGUUCUUCGAGAAGCUGCGGAUCAGGGAGGGGAAGAAGAAGACGCCGACGCGUGAGAAAAUGGAGCAGAUCUGGGGGGAGGCGGGGGGCAUGAAUACUACGGAUAGAGGGACGGCGUAUGUCAUAGUGGGGUCGGGCAUGGUACCCAGGGAGGAUAGGUUUGGGAGGAUUUGGAGCGAGAUGAAGUAG
Messenger RNA from Mytilinidion resinicola, 657 nucleotides. RefSeq lists its product as uncharacterized. Bases 1 to 657 code for a protein of 218 amino acids. The record is from RefSeq and is a predicted model, not a curated record. The transcript is spliced from 2 exons. Lineage: Eukaryota; Fungi; Ascomycota; Dothideomycetes; Mytilinidiales; Mytilinidiaceae.